Messenger RNA from Schistosoma haematobium, 564 nucleotides. RefSeq lists its product as uncharacterized. Lineage: Eukaryota; Metazoa; Platyhelminthes; Trematoda; Strigeidida; Schistosomatidae. The transcript is spliced from 5 exons. The record is from RefSeq and is a predicted model, not a curated record. Bases 1 to 564 code for a protein of 187 amino acids.
AUGCGGAAUCGAGGAGACAUAAAGUGGAUAUCCGGUGCUCAGACCGGAGCGAACUGCUGUCCUGCAUAUUCAUCCUUUGCUCAGCAGACAGACAUUUCAUCUACUCUACAAGUUACAGAGGUUGGGAAAGGCCAAUUAGUUUUUCCAAAUUCAUCUUUAGAAUUUCUUCCGGCUACUGGUCAUCCUUGUCGUACUAUUGUGGUUCAUCUAUCGAUCAAGUAUUCUGUUGAUCAUUUUCAAAACCCUAAACGUGCUUAUUACCACAAAUCUUGUAAAUCAUUCUCUAUAUUAAUAUUUGUACGAUACACUCUACUGCUUGUGAUUACCGUUUCUUAUAACCAUGUACGAACAACUAAACUUACAGCUGAACUCUGUCUCAAUCGUCAGAUUUUACUGUCAAUUAUUCGUAUUGAUAAAAAUCAUGUGAAUUCUAGAGCAUUAACUAAGGCUAUCCUGGUUUUUGCAUUCGAUCCAAUAGAUAAUGCUAGAUAUAUGCGUCCAUUGUUGUAUAAUCCUGGUAUACCUGUUCCUUCUUCAGAUCCAGAUGCUCCACAAUUUGUUUGA